AGUGACAUAGAAUUGUUUUUAUUUUUUUAAAGGACGAGUAGAAAAUGAGAUGAUUCACCAAUUCCUCAGAAAAAUCGAUUGUUGUUAAAAUUAAUUAGUGUAAACCUACUAAUUCAUUGUAAGAAAUUGCGUUUAAACUAGAAGUAGGUGUUGAUUCUUAUAAGAUACCUAAUACAUUCUCGACAAAACUCGAAAAUUGGAUAAAAAUGGAAAGUAAUUAUCUCUCCUAUCAGAAUGGGGGACAGGUUAAGGAACAGGAUUUUCAAAAACUCACACAAACAAUUGGAACCAGUAUCCAAAAAAUAUCACAAAAUGUUUCAUCAAUGCAAAGGAUGGUUAAUCAGAUUGGUACUCAUCAGGACUCUCCUGAGUUGAGAAAACAACUGCAUUCAAUUCAACACUAUACUCAACAGCUGGUGAAAGAUACAAAUGGAUACAUCAAAGAUCUCAGCACAAUUCAGCCUUCGUUAUCUCAGUCCGAGCAAAGGCAGAGGAAAAUGCAGAGAGAGAGAUUACAAGAUGAAUUCACAAGUGCUUUGAAUAUGUUUCAGCAAGUACAGAGGAGCACAGCUUCCAAAGAGAAGGAACAAGUUAAUAAAGCUAAGGCUCAAGUCUAUGGUGAACCCCAUCUCGCUGGAUAUAUGAAUAAAGAUCGACAACUUAUUGAAUUGCAAGAUUCAAGACAACAGUUGCAGUUGCAAGAUGAAGCUGAUUUGAGAUCCUUAGAGGAACAGGAACAAUCAAUUAGGCAGUUAGAGAGUGACAUAAAUGAUGUGAACCAGAUAUUCAAGGAAUUAGGUGCACUGGUCCACGAACAAGGCGAAACUAUUGACAGCAUCGAGGCUAGUGUGGAAAGGACCAGUGAUUUUGUUAGUCAAGGGGCUCAGCAGUUACGUGAAGCUGGUACUUAUAAGAAUAAAGUCAGAAGAAAGAAGCUCAUUUUGGCCAUCAUUGGUGCUAUUAUAUUGAUCAUUAUCAUAGUAAUAAUCAUUUGUCAGUUGAAAUAAAUUGAAGUUGGUAGAAAUAUGUUAGUCCGAAACUUGAUUGGAUCUUUGGAGGAUAGAAAGGAGACUGCGUUUUUGAAUGGACUGGUGGAACUGCAUCGAUACUGUCAUUCAAAUUGUGUCCAACCAUCAUCACUCAUGGAAAGUUUAUAUCUGCAAGGAUUUCCCUUAUUUCUGAUAUCAAUUGCCUCUUUGGAAUACCCAAAUAAUGAAGUUAUGGCUUCACAAUAGUUUUAGUAGUAAUUUCUUUUGGGGAACAAUUCAUAUUAUGUUCAUCUGCUGAUUAGACCACAACUAACGUAAUGUCUACAGUUUGAUCAACUUAGAAUUUAUUUUUUUUAUGUCGCUUAAACUUUUUUUUGUUUUUUUUUUCUCCAGGUGGGUUAAAUAAAUUGACUGAUUUUUUAUGGUUUGUGUGGUUAUGGUAACAUAAAGUAAUUAUCUUGAACUUCUCAACUGUAUCGAUCAUUUACUAAUAUUAUUAUUAACAAUAUUGAUUUUCAAGCAUAGUUUAUUAAAAAUGUCCAAUCACAAGUCCAUGCACCGAUUAUUUUUUCGUUCCUUUCGAAAUGGACUUGAAAGUUCUAUGUAUUUAAACUAUAGGUACUAGCAAGGUUUUUUAUAAAUAAAAAAGUUUUCCAAUCAAAUUAGGGACAAGUGUCAAAAACAAUAACCAAUAAUCUUAUAAAAUUCUUGUGUUGCAAUGUUGUCGCUCAAUUUGUUAAAAUUAGAGUGAAUAUUCAUUGUUCGGAUUCACACUAGUUUGUGAAAAAUCAAUUGGACCAUAGUAGUUUUUUCGCUGAUCAUGAAUCUGAAGUAUUAGCAUUUCACUUUACUUCCGGAGAUGCAGCCAUUCAAAAGUCGAAAAAUCGACUAUAUUUAAGGAGCUCAAUUUCGGUAGUAAAAACUCUCAAAAUGAUACCUUCGCACCAUAAAUGAUAAAAUCGCUUCAUCAAGGUUUUUGUAAUUAUUUUCUUGGUAAUAUCACGAAAGGUCAAAGUACAGAAAUGAAAAUUAUGUUUUCAAAUUUCGAAAAUUUCACUUAAUUUUCUAUGAUACGAAAUCUAACCUGCAACUUAAAAAAACAAAUAAUUUUUUGCAAAUUCAUUAGGAAUGCAUAUUUUCAUGUACGAGUUGUAUUGAAUGAUUGAGGCGUGGAUAAUUAUUAAUAUAUUUAUUCAAUAACACCAACAAACUGCACAACUCAUAUUACAUGUCACGUUCAUCGAGAUUUUUCCCUUGUAGGAAAAACAUCUCACUGUCAAUAUUAUAAGACCAAAGAACAAUUUUUUACUACUAACUCACAAAAUGAAUACUCAACUAAUGACACUUGAAUAACAAACAUAAAAUAUAAAUGUACUCGUUCUCAACAAGUUGCACUAUAGUUGAAUCUAUCUUUGGUUAGGUUAUAGGUUAGGUUUUGUUUCAUUAUCAAUUAUAUUUCUAAUAUAUUUGACGUCACAUUAAUUUUUAGUUUAUUGCCAGUAGACAACAAAAAGUCUCUUGUAUUAGUGUUAUUUAUUUUCAUAAACAGUUAUGCCUAUGGCAGUAUGUAGUUUGCUGUAAGAUAUACUAUUUUGAUAAAUUGAAUGUAAUGUAUGGAAUGGAACCUUCAAGUUUCCACUGGUGAAGCUACACGGUAGCUUUACCAGUGAAAAUUCCAUAAUUUUCAUCAUGGAAAUGGCAAGUGCAUAAAGAUUCGCAGCAUGCGAUCAUGAAAAAAGCAUCAACUUAUUCACCGGAAGUGAGUUCCAGAAUAAGAUGAUUUUUGUCUUUUUGACAGUGGCCAUAUCUUUGAAAGUAGAGACCAGAGCGCCAAGUUUUGAAUUAUGUUUAGUGAUCGAUUUGUUUUUAAACUAGCAAGAGCCCAAAAAAACUGAAUUUUACUGAAAUUGGUUCUGGAUAUAGAAUAACGUUUCUUUUUCAAAUGACUAGUUGGUCCUUAAGUAUAGAGUUAUACUUUGCAAUUAUGAUUCUUGCAGUGACACGUUCUUCCUGAUCCUUAUUUUUUUUACUGCCGUUAUUCAAAUUACAGUCAAUGAUUAGUUUCUAUUGAUGAUUUGUUGAUUUUAAAAAUUCACUGUAGGCAUACCAUGUAAUGAUAUCAGGACCUCCAUUGUUCUAUUUCUGUAUCAUAGUAUUUAAGAUAUGUUGGCAAUAUAAAUAUUUAAAAAUAUAUUCCAUCGUUAUACUGUAUAUAUUAUAAUUUUAUUUAUUCUUUGAUUCUAUCCAGAAAUUUUUUGAGUAGUGCCAAACUCUCGGGUAUUGCAAAUUUCAACCUAUUCACCUUUCUACUUGGCACUGAUUCUGCAUUUGCCUUAUACAAAUAUGUAACUAUAAGUAUUGAUAUAUUUAAUUAUUGAAUUGAUUUGUGGUGAUAUUUGUUUUUUAGUUUUAGGUUUCUGUCCAAUGAAUAGAUUUUAUUGUACUCAUUUAUUCAUAUUUUAACUGUAUAUAAAGAAAUGUAUGAACUAUCACAAAUAAAAUCUGCUAAAAAACUGU
Leptinotarsa decemlineata (Colorado potato beetle) is the source of this 3506-nucleotide messenger RNA. RefSeq names its product Syntaxin 7 (gene Syx7). Gene Ontology annotation, cellular component: membrane; SNARE complex; synaptic vesicle. The record is from RefSeq and is a predicted model, not a curated record. NCBI's taxonomy places the organism in Eukaryota, Metazoa, Arthropoda, Insecta, Coleoptera, Chrysomelidae. Gene Ontology annotation, biological process: vesicle fusion; intracellular protein transport; vesicle-mediated transport. Gene Ontology annotation, molecular function: SNARE binding; SNAP receptor activity.